Molecule: messenger RNA, 1669 nt
Organism: Hippocampus zosterae (dwarf seahorse)
Lineage: Eukaryota; Metazoa; Chordata; Actinopteri; Syngnathiformes; Syngnathidae
Gene: bhlha9
Product: basic helix-loop-helix family, member a9
Exons: 1
Coding region: 147-956 (269 amino acids)
Biological process (GO): regulation of transcription by RNA polymerase II; developmental process
Molecular function (GO): DNA-binding transcription factor activity, RNA polymerase II-specific; RNA polymerase II transcription regulatory region sequence-specific DNA binding; protein dimerization activity
Source: RefSeq, a predicted model, not a curated record
AGGGGAAGAGAGCACCAGGGCUGUCGGCACAGCAGCAAACACCGACAGCCCCGCAUGCAGCAAUCUGCUAAUGUAGUCCGGCAUUGAGAUUUUCACUGCAAGUUGUAUUUUUCAUCCCUCCAAGUACUGUCCGCUUGGAUGACACAAUGAGCUGCAGCAGCGUUGCAGAGUCUGAGUUUUCAGAGGAAGAGUUGGACCUCAGCGCACUUGGCCAAGAGAAGAACCAAACAAGUCCAAAGACGUCAUUUCAAGACAGCGAGAGCUCAACUAGCAGCCCAAGCGACCCGGAGGAGGGCCAGACCAAAAAACGGAAUAGGCCAGUCCGCUCCAAAGCUCGACGAGUGGCAGCCAAUGUUCGUGAGAGAAAACGUAUCAUGGAUUACAACCAGGCCUUCAAUGCUCUACGUGUUGCUUUGAAUCAUGACCUCAGUGGCAAACGGCUCUCAAAGAUCGCCACGCUGCAAAGGGCCAUCAAUCGCAUUUCGGCUCUCUCUGUAUUCCUGAGCACGCACCCUCCCAGCAAGCCUUGCGCCCAUCGGGAGUGUAACAGGUCACUGUCGGGGCCAACAGCGAUGGCAGCAUCUCGACUUGAGCCAACCGGGGGUACCAUCCCUCAUCCGGAGCAUCAGAGUUUCGCUCCCUGGCAUGAGUCCAUCUCUCACCAGAUGCAGCCUCAAGAGGGGCCACACAUGCACAGGCUGUCUGCGGAGCCACACGUCUACAUGGAUAACGGGGUGUCUUCGUGUCCCCCUUCACCACACUACCCUUGUUAUCCUACGGAGGGACAAUUUUAUGCCUCACACAGCCACUGUGGCAGCCCUCAUGACCAUCCGCCUAGCCCUCUGCGGUACUCUCAGGUGGGUGACGGGUUGGGGUAUCAGCCCGGAAUGUGGGGCUCCUGCUCUCAGGGGUAUAUAGACACUCUUGUGGAGCAUUGGGACAUCCCUGGCAGAUGAACUAUUUGCAGGAACUUGAGCACAACCUCUCUGCGGGCUCAGACAGACUGGAACAGAACUUGUGACUGCUAUGGACACCAGUGGACAGUUCAGUGAUCUCAGGGAAGAGUUUGAUGAUUUUUUUUUUUUUUUUUUCACGAUGGCAGGGGGGUUGUUUCUGAUGAUUAAAUCAACUCAGUAUUACAAUUUGCUCUCGUCCAAUAUACCGUAUUUUCCACACUAUAAGGCACACCUAAAAGCUUUCAAUUUUCUGAAAAGCCGACAGUGCGUCUUAUAAUCCAAUAUGCCUUACAUGUGGAUCAAUAUUCAGAUUUCUUGGACAUAGUAAUUUAAAUGUUCUGUCAAGCGCUUUAUUACAGCUGCAGCGGUUGUAAAAGCUCUAUAUAAAUAAAACUGUAAUUGUAUUGUAUUGUAUUUCUUUUAGCAUAGCUCCAUCUAGUGGAUGCAUCAUGCAACCACAGCCACUAUUCUGGCUUCUAUUCUAUGCGCCUAAUAAUGCGGUGCACCUUAGAUAUGAAAACUGUUUUAAAAAAGGCCAUACAUUAAAGAUGCGCCUAAUACUCUGAAGCACCUUAUAGUGCGGUAAUUAAAAGAUAUGCAUAAAUGCAUAAUGAUCAUCUGGAGAAUGAAUCAUGUAAGAGAAUGUUUGACUCUAGAACACACAGAAUAAUGUCAUCGCCAAGCACGUCACUACAAAUUUUGAAGUGGUCAAC